UGAACGCCGGGAAACUCUAGCCAGUCUGCUCCGAGUCGUCGACGCCUUCCCUUGACUCCCGCGGUCCGCUCGUUGUGUUGCAGCCAGCAGCAGCCUCUUGUGUUUGAAAGCAAGCCACAGCGACCCGUAACAAACGAACGGACAGAGAAAUUUUCGCCUUUAGACCAAAGAUGGCGUCCAGGGGAUUCACGAAGAAGACGUCCUAUUUCACGUCGGGCGGCGGUGGCAGCGGUUUCUCGAGCUUUGGCGGGCUCGGGGGUUUCAACAUGGAGUCGGCUGAGCUGCGCCGUUUCGAGGACAAGGUCCAUCAGUUGGAGGAUGAUCUGGAAUCCGAAAGGGAGCUGCGCUCAAGGAUCGACCGCCAGCGUUCCGACCUCAGCAUGCAGCUGGUAGAGAUGAACGACCGCCUCGACGAAUCUGACACCAGCAACUUCGCCCAGGUCGAGAUGAACAGGAAGAGAGAUGGAGAGCUGGGAAAACUUCGCAAGCUGCUGGAGGAUAUCCACGUGGAGAACGAGGAAUCUUCCUCCAGCCUGCGUAAGAAGCACCAGGACAUGAUGGUGGAGAUGAACGAGCAGAUGGAGCAGAUGCAGAAGCAGAAGAACAAGCUCGAACGCGAGAAGGCAAAGAGCAACCAGGAACUGUUCGAGUCCCAAGGUACCAUCGAGAUCUUGGAAAAGGACAGGCUGGCUCAAGACAAGGCCUACGAGAAGCUAGCUAGCGAUGUAGACAGCUUCCAGUCGCGCAUGGACGACAUGAACAGGCAGCUCACCGAGUCGAAUACUGCGCGAAGCCGUCAACAGAUGGAGCUGACCGAGGCUCAGGACAAGGUGCGCGAGAUGCAGCGCUCCCACGACAUGUUGAACCAGGCCCGCAACGACCUGCAGAGGCAACUGGAUGAGGCCACCCGCAACCUGUCCGACGAGUCAAAGGCUAAGCGUACUGCCGUAGAGCAGCUGCAUAUCGUGGAGAUCGAGCUCGACUCGGUUCGCAUCCAGAUGGAAGAGGAAGUGCAGACGCGCGUCGAGAUCGAACGCAGGAUCACGAAGCUCACCGAGGAAGUGCACUCAUGGAAGUCCCGCUACGAGUCUGAGGUGACGGCCCGCUCUGACGAGGUAGAGGAGUACAGGCGUAAGAUGCAGGCUCUGCAGGCUGACUUUGAGCACCAGAUCGAAGUCAUGCAGGCCAAGCUGUCCAGCGUCGAGAAGGUUAAGAACCGCGUGCAGAGCGAACUGCAGAUCACCAUCACCGAGUUGGACCAGGCCAACAGCACGAUCGUCAUCCUGGAGAGCAAGUGCGACUCGCUCGAGAUUCAGGUUGGAGACUUGAUGCGCAAGAACGAAGAGCUUGCAGCAGAGGCGGAGAACGCGAGGAGGGAGAUGCAGAGAUGGCAGCAGGACGCCCUUCGCUACAAGGAGCAGGUGACAAAGCUGGAGGAUGCCAACAACGCCCUCAAGAACGACAACAAGAAACUCCAGAGUGAGCUUCACGACGCCAGGGAGAAGCUGAGCGCUGCCAACAAGCACGUCCAGGACCUCGAGAUGCACAUCAGUCGCCUCGAACAAGAGAACAGCGAGCUGAGCGCCGCCCUGCGGGAGGAGGAGAGCCUCCGCAAGCAGGAGGAAGUUAAGGUGAAGAAUCUGACGAUCGAGAUGACGACCAUGAGGUCCGACUACGAGAAGAGGAUCGCUAUCCUCACCGAAGAGCUCGAGGUCGUCCGCAAGCAGGCCGAGAUGGAGAUCCAGAACCUGAUCGUGCGCCUCAACGAGGCCGAAGCCAAGCUGAAGAGCGAGGUGGCUCGCCUCAAGAAGAAGUACCAGAUGGAGAUCUCAGAGCUGGAGAUGGCGCUCGAAAGUGCCAACGGCGCACGCGCAGAAGCCGAGAGAAAGGCCAAGGCGUUCGCCGCCCAGCUCAAGGACUUGCAGAGCUUGUACGAUGAGAGCCAGCACCAGCUGCAGGCUACCAUCGACCAGCUGAACGUCACCGCAAGGCGCGCACAGUCGCUGCAGACUGAGCUUGAUGACGUCAGGACCAGCUUCGAACAUGCUGUCCGUGCUAAGAAGACCCUCGAGAUUGAACUGCAGGAUUCGCACUCGCGCGUCGAGGAGCUGACGUCACAGUUCAACGGAGUGCUAGCCGUCAAGUCCAAGCUCGAGAACGAUCUCUCCAUCGCCCAGAGCGAGGCGACGCGGACGCCCGCGAUGCUGCUAAGUCCGCCCAGCGACAUCGUCGCGCAGGCCGUUGCCGACGCCACAGAAAACCAGAAGCUGGACGCCGUACGCAGGGACGCUCGAGUGGCUGAGCUCGGAGCCAUGGCCGCCCGCCUGCAGGAAGUCGAAGCCAACGCAAUGGUCGUCGCCAAGAGGCAGUUGAAGAAACUCGAGGACCGCGUCCGCGACGCCGAGGCCGAUCUCGACGAGGAACGCAAGCGCCACAUGGCGACGGACAGGCUCGUCAAGAACAGAGACAAGCGCAUCAAGGAGCUGAGCAUCGAGGUCGAGGAGUACAGCACCAAGGUCGUCGUGCUGCAGGAGACGGUGGAGAAGGUCACGGUGAAGAUCACCACGCUGAAGCGCCAGAUCGACGAGGCGGAGCAAAUGAUCACUCAGUCUAUGAACAAGGCCCGCUACUACCAGCGCCAGGUCGAGGAAGCCGAAUCCCGGGCUGAUUCAGCGGAGAGCCAGGUUUCAAUGAUGAGGAGCAAGCACCAUACCAUCAUCACCAGCGGUCGCAGGCCCAGUCUCGUCGUCGUAGACCAGCGCAGCUCGCAGCACACCACCCGCCGCGCGCGCGAAUAUUGAGACGUCGGCGCCCGUCUAUAGCUUUCCUCGUACUUCCGUGUAAAAUCUCGUUCCACCGCCAGGUGGCGGCGGCGGCGGCGUCCGGCAUCCCCGCGGCGUCGAUUUGAAGUGCGCGUGCGCGCGCGCGGACGGAUGGGUGCCCGGAUGUACGACGACGCCGCCAUCUAGCGGAGGAGUAACGUACUGCCAACGCUCGGCGUUUUUCUGACUGUGAGCCAUGGCGGAAGAUAGGCGUAUAUUAUAUGAGUAAGAGAGUAGGAUAUAGAGAGCAGGAAAGAAAGAGAGAGAGGAGCCUAAAAGAGACUCUCUCUCUCUCUGCAUGGCUGCAGUCAGGAUAAACAUGGGGCCCAGAUCCGCAAAGAGAUUUAAGUGAGAGAAGAACGCCAGAGUGUUCACACACAAAAAUUCCGCUGUUCUUCCAAACCCGUGUUUACCGAAAUAAUAUCGAAAAUAGCAACCUUUACGCGAAUCUUUACGUUUCGUUCGAAUCCUUAUGGCGUACAAUAUAAUAUAUACAAAAUAGAACUCUUUAAAUCAUCUUAAAACAGGCGUAGACAGUGGCAUGUUGUUGUUAGUUUGUUUUUUGAGUCGAGAGAUGACGUCACGCCUCCCAGCAUUGUCUCUCCUCACACCUGACACGACUGGCUUCUAAGUAGCACCCCCCCCACACACACACACCCAACAAUCACCAUCAAUAUCAGCAGCAGCAGCAGUAGUAAUCUCCACGUUGUAUUUUAUAGAGUCGAUGUGCUUUAAGAUUUCCAGAAUACUUGCGUGUAAAUGUCACAGCAGUAUAUGUAUACAUUGUUUUUGUGCGACCGUCGGGUCACGUGGUGGUGAUUUUUAUCGUCUGCCACGAAAUCCGAUAGUUCUACAGCCUUUCGCUUCGUGUAGCUCGGUGCUAAACAUCUAAUACUAGUCAUAAUUAUAAUUAUAAUAUUCAUAUUAAUUACAGUAACAACACCAACGGCAACAGCAUCAAUGACGGCAACGAUGACGAUGAUUAUAUUAAUAAUAAUAACAAUAUUGAUGAUAGCAAAAUGUUUCUGUUUUAUAAACAUCUCGACUUUUGGUCUGACUGACGAAUCACUACUGUCGUUGUAUUUAUUUGAUUUCGUAGCUUUUUGUUGUUGUUUAUCGAUGAUUUUAAUUGACUAACUAGAAACAUUUGCAUUGUGUGUGCACACACGAUUGGUAGCUCGUAACCUCGUUAGUAGCGCCCCACAUGCGAUUUACACUCGUUUCACCCCCUUCACGAUGCGAAACAUUCAACUUCCAAGAUAGGACCAGUUGCAACCUGGCAUUUCACACUCGUAUGUUCGCUUCCGUAUUUUUCGAUACACCACAACCGUUGGCGCAGCGUAUAUUGCGGAGUGAGAUUUAAGGGCCUGUCGAUGCACUUGUGUGUAUCGUAUAUGGACCGUAUGCGAGCUAAGGGGGAGAGAUGCGGUGUGAAUCGUUUGUGAUGCGUUGGCUUUUUUGUUGAUUUUAUAAUAGAAUUAAAGUGGCCACUUAUAAAAAUCUGAAAAAAAGAACUUUUACUGUUUUGAUAAGAUUUAAAUAAUCGUGUUUUCAAUGUUGAUGAACGAAAAUACACGAAACGUUGUACCGAA
This is a messenger RNA of Priapulus caudatus, 4414 nucleotides long. RefSeq names its product paramyosin-like. The transcript is spliced from 17 exons. The record is from RefSeq and is a predicted model, not a curated record. The coding region runs from base 171 to 2801 and encodes 876 amino acids. Gene Ontology annotation, cellular component: myosin complex. NCBI's taxonomy places the organism in Eukaryota, Metazoa, Priapulida, Priapulimorpha, Priapulimorphida, Priapulidae.